Molecule: messenger RNA, 3644 nt
Organism: Phoenix dactylifera (date palm)
Lineage: Eukaryota; Viridiplantae; Streptophyta; Magnoliopsida; Arecales; Arecaceae
Product: Insulinase (Peptidase family M16) protein
Biological process (GO): proteolysis
Molecular function (GO): metalloendopeptidase activity; metal ion binding
Source: RefSeq, a predicted model, not a curated record
CUGGACCCCGAGCCAAGAUCGAGGGACGGAUAAGAAAGCGGAGACCCCCAACCCACGAUCCCAGUACUAAAACGAAGACCGAAGAGGCGAGGCAGCAGCAAAUCCCACGUAGUUCUGUCCAAAGAUCCUCCACCGGCCCACCCCCAGGUCCUCCCUCCCCUCUUCGCCCCCUUCCCAAAAUCUCGGUGUCUCUCUUUCCCCUUUUUCUUGCUUCGAUUUAUAGGGGCCGAGUCUAUGGAUUUGCUCCCGACGGAGGCGCCGUCGAUCGGGGGGCGGAGGCAGCGAUUCCGCUCGCUGAAGCUGGCGAGCGUCGCCAUGGACGAGCCCCUCGCGGAGGAGCCCGUUGGCGUCGCCUAUGGCGUCCUUGAUAACGGUCUCACCUACUACGUCCGCUCCAACCCCAAGCCCCGGAUGCGCGCCGCCCUCGCCCUCGCCGCGAAGGUCGGCUCAGUUUUGGAAGAGGAGGAGGAACGUGGGGUUGCUCACAUUGUUGAACACCUUGCUUUUAGUGCAACAAAGAAAUAUACAAACCAUGAUAUCAUUAAAUUCCUAGAAAGCAUUGGGGCUGAGUUUGGUGCCUGCCAAAAUGCACUGACUUCUUCUGAUGAGACUAUAUAUGAAUUGCUUGUUCCUGUGGACAAGCCUGACCUCUUAUCGCAGGCUAUAUCAGUUUUGGCAGAAUUCAGCUCCGAGGUUCGGGUUUCAGCUGAGGAUUUAGAAAAAGAACGUGGUGCUGUCCUGGAAGAGUACAGAGGGGGGCGUAAUGCUGCAGGUCGCAUGCAGGAUGCACACUGGGUUCUAAUGUUUGAAGGUUCAAAGUAUGCAGAACGUCUACCAAUUGGGCUGGAAAAGGUAAUUCGAACAGUUACUCCCGAAACUGUCAGGCGAUUUUACCGAAAGUGGUAUCAUUUACAAAAUAUGGCUGUUGUUGCUGUGGGCGAUUUUUCUGAUACACAGAGUGUAGUUGAAUUAAUAAGGUCUCAUUUUGGGCAAAAAGUUUCUCUCUCUGGCCUUCCUCCAGUUAUACCAGAUUUCCCUGUUCCAUCCCAUGAAGAACCCCGCUUCUCCUGCUUUGUUGAAUCCGAGGCUGCUGGGUCUGCAGUAAUGAUCAGCUGCAAGAUUCCUGUGGAUGAGAUGAGAACUGUGAAAGAUUACAGGGAUUCACUAGCAGAAGCAAUGUUCCAUUGUGCUUUGAACCAGAGGUUUUUUAAGAUAUCCCGCAGAAAAGAUCCACCAUACUUUGCUUGCUCUUCAGCUGCGGAUGCUCUUGUUCGUCCUGUCAAGGCUUAUAUUAUGACCUCAAGUUGCAGAGAAAAAGGAACCAUUGAGGCCCUUGAGUCAAUGCUAAUGGAGGUUGCUAGGGUUCGGCUACAUGGUUUUUCGGAGCGUGAAAUAUCCAUUGUACGUGCUUUGAUGAUGUCCGAAAUUGAAUCUGCAUAUUUAGAGCGGGAUCAAAUGCAGUCAACUAGUCUGCGAGAUGAGUAUUUGCAGCAUUUUUUUCGCAAGGAACCUGUUGUAGGGAUUGAGUAUGAAGCACAGCUCCAGAAAACUCUCCUUCCUCAUAUUUCUCCAGCAGAGGUAUCAAAGUUUGCUGUGAACUUCUGUACAACAUGCAGCUGUGUAAUAAAGAUUGUUGAACCUCGAGCUUGUGCUACUAUAGAAGACCUGAAAGCUUCUGUAUUGAAAGUCAAUGCCCUUGAGGAAGAAAAUAAAAUUUCUCCUUGGGAUGAUGAGCAUGUCCCUGAAGAAAUUGUCAUUGACAAACCAAAUCCAGGGAGCAUUGUACAACACUCAGAUUUUCCAAGCAUUGGUGUCACUGAGUUACUCCUAUCAAAUGGCAUGCGGAUCUGCUAUAAGUGCACCGAUUUUCUUGAUGAUCAGGUCAUUUUUACUGGAUUUGCAUAUGGUGGUUUGUCUGAAUUGUCAGAAGAUGAAUAUAUUUCUUGCUCGAUGGGUUCAACCAUUUCAGGGGAAAUUGGUGUAUAUGGCUAUAAACCAUCUGUGCUCAUGGAUAUGCUUGCUGGUAAGAGAGCUGAAGUCGGUACAAAAGUUGGGGCAUACAUGAGAACCUUUUCUGGUGAUUGCUCCCCUACUGAUCUGGAAACUGCCUUGCAGCUUGUCUACCUACUAUUUACUACAAAUGUUGAACCAAGAGAUGAAGAAGUAAAAAUUGUAAUGCAAAUGGCAGAAGAAGCAAUUCGAGCUCAAGAAAGGGACCCAUACACUGUAUUUGCAAAUCGUGUACGUGAAGUCAAUUAUGGGAACUCCUAUUUCUUUCGGCCAAUUCGAAUUAGUGACCUGAGAAAGGUGGAUCCUAUACGAGCAUGCAAAUAUUUCAAUGAUUGUUUCAAGGAUCCGUCUACUUUUACGGUUGUAAUAGUUGGGAAUUUUGAUCCAUCUGUAUCACUUCCUUUAAUUCUGCAGUACUUGGGUGGAAUACCAAGGCCUGCUGAAUUAGUUUUACAAUUCAACCGUGAUGACCUAAAAGGCUUGCCAUUCAAGUUUCCAGCAACCAUUGUCAGAGAAGUUGUUCGCAGCCCUAUGGUGGAAGCUCAAUGCUCUGUCCAGCUAGCCUUUCCUGUGGUGCUGAAGAAUAUGUCAAUGAUGGAAGAGAUUCAUUAUGUUGGAUUUCUGAGUAAACUUCUGGAGACAAAAAUUAUGCAAGUUCUUCGGUUUAAACAUGGGCAGAUCUACUCCGUGAAUGUUUCUGUCUUUUUGGGUGGCAAUAAACCUUCAAGAUCUGGAGAUGUUCGUGGUGAUACAAGUGUAAAUUUUUCAUGUGAUCCAGAUAUCGCUUCCAAGCUUGUUGACAUUGCCUUGGAGGAGAUAAUGUAUCUCCAAAAUCAUGGCCCAUCUGAUGAGGAUGUCUCAACUAUUCUUGAAAUCGAACAGCGAGCCCAUGAAAAUGGAUUGCAAGAAAACUAUUAUUGGUUAGAUCGAAUUUUACGCAGCUACCAGUCAAGAGCUUAUUUUGGAGAUGUCAGUGCCUCAUUUGAGAUUCAAGAUGAAGGACGGACUAAAGUUAGGAAAGCUUUGACACCAUCCACUAUUCAAUUGGCAUUACAAAGAAUAUUGCCCUUUCCAUGCAAAAUGCAGUAUACCGCAGUCAUUCUUAUGCCCCAGCUAUCUCGCUUAAAGUUGUUGAAGUCCUUACUUCAAUUCAGAUCCAAUGGGUUUAGUAGAGAUGCAAAGAUUUUGGCCGGUGCAGCAGGUGCAGUGGUUUUAGCAGUCAGUUUGUGGAGAUACUCGCGAAGUACCCUGAACUCAUAGGAGAUUCUGCUUUACAGAAAUCCAAUAAGGAGGAUUUUUGAAAUGAAUUGUAUCUCACCGAAGAUUGGAAACUGGAAGACCACUGACUCGACCAUUUUCCCUGGUGUCCUGUUUGGGUCAGCGAUCUGAUCCUAUCAAGGGAAUGAGGAAUGGUCUCUGAUUCAUAUGCUGGUCUCCCAUUCACAUUUGUUCGAAGGUUUUGUGUCUGUAUGAUUUGUUGUAGAUGCACAAGUCAUACUGUGCAAUGUGUUUUUUAUAGGGCUGGUAUAGGUGCCAGGUGACAAGUCCAAGGAGUUAACCUCUGAUAUACAUCAUUUUAUAGACUUUAACCUCUGAUUAAUGAAAGAAAUUUAUGAAAAAGAGAUUUGGCUGCC